Molecule: messenger RNA, 880 nt
Organism: Zea mays
Lineage: Eukaryota; Viridiplantae; Streptophyta; Magnoliopsida; Poales; Poaceae
Product: kiwellin-1-like
Exons: 1
Coding region: 57-638 (193 amino acids)
Source: RefSeq, a predicted model, not a curated record
ACUAGCAUAGCCUCUCCACUCUCAGUCUCUCACUACGUUCUGCUCAAACAGCGUGCAUGGCUAGCACAACGACGAUGGCCCGUAUCUCCUUGUCCGUGUCGCUCGCGGCCAUCCUUCUCCCCCUAGCUCUCGCCACCUUCCCCCACCGCGCGCUGCUCCAGUCCUGCCAGUCCAACGGCUCCAUCCGGGGCAAGUCCGGCAGCUGCAACACGGAGAACGGCUCCGAGUGCUGCGAGGACGGGAAGCGGUACACGACGUUCGCGUGCUCGCCGCCCGUGACGGCGCGCACCCGGGCCACGCUGACGCUUAACAGCUUCGCGGACCACGGCGACGGCGGCGGCGCGUCCAGCUGCACCGGCACGUUCUUCGACGACGACGUCAGGGUGGUGGCGCUGUCCACGGGGUGGUUCAGCAGGAGCAAGCGGUGCCGGAAGAGCAUCGUGAUCAGGGCCAGCAACGGCAGGUCCGUGAAGGCCAUGGUCGUGGACGAGUGUGACUCCCUCCACGGCUGCGACACCGAGCACAACUUCGAGCCCCCCUGCGCCAGCAACAUCGUCGACGGGUCCCCCGCCGUGUGGAAGGCGCUCGGCCUCAACACCGACGAUGGGGAGGUGCCCAUCACCUGGUCUGACGCGUGAGGGCGACGCUCUAAUCGCCUGCUCUGUCUCUGCGUAGUAACACAAUUGUCGCUGUCGUCGUCAUCGUCAUCGCUAGUGCUCCGUACGCAUUGCGUAUACAUCUGCGUACGACGUUCUAUGUCUAGGAAAGCUUAUUACGUACCCAUACACAUAUAUGUAUGCGUCGCUUUUGUCGAUCGAUCUGUUAGGAAAUGUCAAGUGUGCAAGUGUAAUGUCUUCUUUCAAAUAAUGCAAAGUGUUGU